Molecule: messenger RNA, 880 nt
Organism: Cucurbitaria berberidis CBS 394.84
Lineage: Eukaryota; Fungi; Ascomycota; Dothideomycetes; Pleosporales; Cucurbitariaceae
Exons: 3
Coding region: 89-880 (263 amino acids)
Source: RefSeq, a predicted model, not a curated record
CGGCCCCGAAGAAGCAUCUCGCUUAUCGCUAUGGUCUUGCAUCGACAAACACCUCCAAACUCUCUCAUCCGUGUCAGGUAGCCGGCGUAUGCACACUAUGCAUCCUGGGCUACCGAUAGCUGCGCCCGCCCGCGCUCGACCAAGUACAUCUAGGCUGCGAACGAACUCCGUACCAAGCUCCCACUCACGCCCAGCUGCAGGCUCGCCUGGACAGUUACAGCAGACAGAAGACAUCGAUUCUCGUAUCAGCACCGACGUCCCUCGUGUCAGCACCACUUCAAGAAGAACGCUAGUACAUCACCCUCGCCCCGGCGACCUUGACGUUGGUUCCAAUCAUACGAAUAAAUCAGCCACCAUCCCUUGGGAUGUUCUACAUCACUUCCUCUGCGUCGAGGUUGGAGAAUGGUUCUGGGACCAAGGCAUGGAUCCUGAGAACGUGUUGGACAAGUACAAUACCGACGGGACGCUCAAAGAGAAUGAAGAUUUCACCAAGCCAACACUGUGGCAAAAGUGGGUAUCGAAGCGAAAACGUUCAGCUACAGAAUGGCAAAAUAGAUGGAAGAAGUCGCAACUGCUGAGGAAGUUCGAAUACGACGGCGUCCGUAUCGAUGAGUUGCUGGUCUUCUUGAUCAAAACCCAGCGGGAACAGUAUCGCUCGAACCCGUACAAUCUCAGCUCGAACUACUACAUCCUCAUAUUCCUCAGCCUGGCUGCGUGGGCCAUCGGGAGCAUCGUGUGCGGCCACCAUGAAGCUCGAGCGAAAAUUGAAGUAGGCGCCACUGGAGUUCUCGCGACCUUGUGCAGGGGCUUGAUCGGUGCUAUACCAGCGGUGACACAGAUUACGCUCUUCCUGUUCCCUCCGCUUGUUGCCGGGGACUAG